Molecule: messenger RNA, 504 nt
Organism: Fonsecaea nubica
Lineage: Eukaryota; Fungi; Ascomycota; Eurotiomycetes; Chaetothyriales; Herpotrichiellaceae
Exons: 1
Coding region: 1-504 (167 amino acids)
Source: RefSeq, a predicted model, not a curated record
AUGAAUCAGGCGAAUACUGGUAUCGAGCUCACGACGGUGCUGGAACAGAACGUUUCCAAGGUAGUAGGAGAUUAUGGUCCAAUCCACGUCCCAUCUACGACGCCAAUGGAUCGCAAUGCUAUGGUCGCCGAUCUUCAUCGACUCGCGUGCUUGAUAUAUGUCAAUCGGGCAGUCCAUUGUGUCACGGGAACAGAAUUCCGUCACAGGCGACUCGUGAAAGAGGGUAUAUCACUGCUGAACAAGAUGGUAACGUGUCAGAAUGCGUGGCCAUUGUUCAUUAUCGCGUGCGAAGCAGUCGGGGAUGAUCAGCGCCUUGCUAUCCUGGACGUCUUUGAACAAAGUCGGCAAGAUCGAAGACGAAGAUCAAGUCACAUUCAUCUCAUUCAGCAUAUGGUCGAGGCCGUAUGGAACCAACAUGAUCUCAAUGAGGAGAACCAAGUCGACUAUCUAACAAUUUUCGAUGCGGUUGUUGCUGGCGUUCCAUUCAUACCACCAUUUGCCUGA